AUGCAGUAUCGUACCGUCCUACCCGUGCCACACCUUGCCUUUCCUGCAUGCAGGUACGAGCUGAAGAGGGAGUGCGGGGCGGACCACAACCGUCACAGGUCGCCCUUUCCGGACGCGGCUCUCUUCUGUGUGGACCGAUGGGUGGUGCUGGAUCAUGGUAGUGGGGAUGUGUAUGUGUGUGUUGUGGAGGAGAAAAGUGGUGCGAGGGAGAAAAAUUAUGGUGGAUCAACCCAGAAGGACCAUGGAAAGGGGGAUGUGUAUGUGUGCGCUGCUGAGGAGAGAAGCCAGGAGGGAGAGAAGGGUGGGGACAAAGGUGAGCAAAGAGGGAAAGAUCCGCUGGAGAGAAGGGGAAGGGAGGAACUAGGUGGGGGGAGAGGCCAGGGUAGGGACGAGAACAGGAGUUGUAGCGGCGGCGGUGCUAGUGACGGUGCGUAUGCUGAUCAUGUGCAGGCUAAUGAGUUGACUGACAGUACGUUGGCUCUAAUGUCAUCUCGUUGCAGCGACAGUGGUGGUGGGGGUGCCACUAGUGGUGCUCUGUAUGCUGAUCAUGUGCUUCGAUGCGGAGCAGAGAGGGGAGAAUGGAGAGAGGCAAGCGAGAGGAGAGGAUGGGAGAGAAUAGGGGACAGCAGUGGAGAGGAAACGGAUGGGUGCAGAUGGGUGGCUGAGACGAGUGAGAAGCUGACGGCUCUGGUGGAAGGAGAGGAAGCAGCAGCAGCAGAGGCAAGGGCCACGCAGACAAGUUGUUGUAGCCAGGGAGAUUCAAGGGAUUCAAGAGAAGCUGUAGAGGGCUUGACAGUACACUCAGCUAGAGGGAAUUCGGCAAGAGACGAUGCAGAGGGGCUUACAGUUCUGUCAGAGCCCCUGGUGCUGAAGAGGUGUAGAGAGCGGUACAAGGCUGAUGUGGCGGGGUGCCUGGGGGAGAUUGCCAAGGGGGAGAGCUAUGAGCUGUGCCUCACCACCCGCCUCGAGAGCGAAUCUCAGCCGUUGGAUCCGCUCGGGGCGUAUCUACGGCUGAGGGAGCGGAACCCUGCUCCGUUUGCUGCGUGGAUGUGCAUGGGUGAGAUAAGUCAGUAUUGCAUGGGUGAGGGGAGAGAGUCAGAAUUGAAUCUGGCUGCGGCGGAAGAAGAAGAGGAGGGGGUGGGAGUGGAGGAACAAGGGGAGAGGCAGGUGGAUGGGGGGGAAGAGACGAAAAGUCUGGGGGAAGAGGAAAAGCAGCAGCAGCCGCAGCAGCAGUCACAGGAGCACGACCACCACGCUGUGCUCCGCGCCCCCUUUGCCCUCUGCUGCUCCUCCCCAGAGCGGUUUCUGCGGGGCGAUAGGCAGGGCAUGCUGUGGGCCAAGCCCAUCAAGGGCACUGUGAGGCGCGGGGCGACGGAGGAGGAGGAUGAGAUGCUGAAGAGAGAACUCAUGCUCAGUGACAAGGACCGGGCAGAAAACCUCAUGAUCGUUGAUCUUCUCCGGAACGAUCUCGGGCGAGUCUCAACCGUCGGAUCGGUGCACGUCCCGUCACUCAUGGCCGUUGAAUCAUACGCCACUGUUCAUCAGCUCGUGAGCACUGUAGCAGCACGGCGCCGCCCGGACCUCUCCCCAGUGGCCUGCAUCCGGGCGGCGUUCCCGGGCGGCUCGAUGACCGGGGCACCGAAGAUAAGAUCUAUGGAGAUCUUGGAUGAGAUCGAAGGGUCGGCUAGGGGACCUUAUUCGGGAGCCUUGGGGUUUGUUUCGUUUUCGGGCACCUUUGAUCUGAAUAUUGUGAUUCGAACGGCUGUGAUGGGUGGAGAGCUGGGGGAUGGAUUGGAGAGGGGGGAACAAGCAGGGGAGGAUGGGGAGGCAGAGGAGGGGGGUCUGAAGACCUGGGAAAGGGAGGGAGGAGGAGCGAAUGGAGAAGAGGAUUGGAUAGGGGGUGAAGAGGGGGAGAAUGGGGCAAGAAAAGCUGUUGUGAAAUGGAAAAGGGGCAGACGAAAGGGCAGGACGAUGAUUGGAGCAGGAGGGGCGGUGGUGAUGUUAUCGGAGCCAGAGAGUGAGUUUGAAGAGAUGGUGCUUAAAGCGAGGUCUCUGGUGAGAGUGCUCCGACCAGAUGGAGCUGAUGAUUUGAACGGGGUGUGA
Closterium sp. Naga37s-1 is the source of this 2103-nucleotide messenger RNA. Lineage: Eukaryota; Viridiplantae; Streptophyta; Zygnematophyceae; Desmidiales; Closteriaceae. The record is from the annotation of a GenBank genome assembly.